AUGAAGCUGUACAUAGGCAACCAGAACUAUUCCUCCUGGUCUCUGAGGCCCUGGCUCCUCCUGCGCGAGGGCUGCAAAGUCCCGUUUGAAACCGUCAAGAUCUCCCUCGCCGAUGUGGCGCCUGGCUCGCCCUUUCGCAAGGAGGUCGAGCGCAUCAGCCCCGCAGGCCGCGUCCCCGUUUUGCAGGACGACGACGGCUUCGCCGUGUGGGACUCCCUGGCCAUCACCGAAUACCUACACGAACGCUUCCCCUCGGCCGGCGUGUGGCCGGCCGACGCCAAGGCGCGCGCGCGCGCGCGCUGCGUGGUGGCGGAGAUGCACUCCGGCUUCUCCGCGCUGCGCGGCGCCUGCCCCAUGAACCUGGAAGCUGACCUGGCAGCAGUCGGGCGGCGCCUGUGGGAGGAGAACGCCCCCCUGCGGCGGGACGUGGCGCGGGUGGAGGAGAUCUGGCGCGACGCGCUCGCGGCCAGCGGCGGCCCGAUGCUCUUCGGGGCGUUCUCAGCCGCGGAUGCGUUCUACGCGCCGGUGGUGACGCGGCUGCAGACGUACGGGCUGCCGGUGUCGGCGGAGUCCGCCGCCUACAUGGAGAGGGUGCGGGCGCUGCCGGCCUUCAAGGAGUGGACCGAGGCGGCGCUGACCGAGGGGGAGUAUGUGGCGAUGGACGAGCCGUACCGCGCAAGCCGCGAUGGUUGA
This is a messenger RNA of Monoraphidium neglectum, 693 nucleotides long. RefSeq lists its product as hypothetical. Gene Ontology annotation, molecular function: glutathione transferase activity; maleylacetoacetate isomerase activity. The record is from RefSeq and is a predicted model, not a curated record. The coding region runs from base 1 to 693 and encodes 230 amino acids. Gene Ontology annotation, biological process: glutathione metabolic process; L-phenylalanine catabolic process. NCBI's taxonomy places the organism in Eukaryota, Viridiplantae, Chlorophyta, Chlorophyceae, Sphaeropleales, Selenastraceae. The transcript has a single exon.